UUCUCUGAGAUUUGCCUUCCAACCGCUUUAAAACCGGAGCUCUCUGUCAAACGACUGACAUGCAAACGCCGGUAAUUUGCUUGGGUCCGCUGCAUUCAACUCUGUUCCAUUCCACUGUUGUGACAACAAACCCAUGCUGGUAUGUUUAAUGUAGAAACAUAAGAAUUUCACGGUCGACGGACCAAUCCAGGAAUGACUGCUUAACCAGUGCUGUGGUGUAUAACCCUGUGUUCAUGUGAAGAACAUCGUACCACUACCGUGACUUCAAAGCGGGUCAUUAAACUUUAUCAUCCGUUACAAACGCCCUGUGUUCUUCUGGAGCGGUUGCCCUUUGGUGCUGCGCCCUUGCAAUGUUCCUCCUGUUGUUUUCAAUAGGACUGGCGUUGAACGUUGCGCACGGGGAGUUCUACAGAGGGAAGGAGGGGUACCGCCUCAUCAACUCGGGGGGUUCGAACUCGGAAUGUUCCCGGAGUGAUUGUUCCCUUUCGCGAUCUGAAUGUGCAGUUCUUUGUAGUCAAGAGAACUCGACAUGCGCGAGCUUCAACUACAAGCCAGCGGAUGGUUCCUGUGUUCUGAAUCCAGGGGAGCUGUACACCUUUGACGCAAAGUUUGAGGAGAACCUGUCCUGGGCCUAUUAUGGACCCGUUGCCAAAGAAGUCAGCAGCAACGAGUGGACGCUGGUCUUCAAGGCGGUCAGUGGGUCUGGUAUAAACUUCAUAGAGUCCUGGUCACAGCCUGGGGUGGCACAUGACCUGGAGCUGACCAAUCAGAACCCUGCUUCCUUCUCGAAGUAUGCCGCAUCCUCAAGCUACCCUUUCUAUCGGUCUCACUGGUUGGAUGAUUGGUCGACGGCAGGGAUCAAAGAGGUGAAGCUGGGACUGUACGAGAACGGUACAGAGGUGUUGUCCAUGACGUUUGACGGCGUGGCCAGUAGCAGGGACGACUGGUUCUCCUACGCCCGACUACGCACGCAUCCCUACACUGUAGAUCUACCAACCUUUUCGCCAACCUUCUUCUCUAUCCAAGGGCAGUUGUUCCGGAAGUUCUACAUCUCGAUGUCGGGAGUCUUCAACAACUGCAACAACUUCGGCUGGCUCAUCGUCACAAACAUGGUGGCCAACGUUUGCAACUUUGACAAGGAGAGUCCCAAACCCCAGUUCCUCUAUGCUAAAGGUUCGGAGGGCACAGAGUUCCAAAACAAAGAGUAUGGAAAAGCAGAGGCCCUUGCAGUCUUUGUGAAGUUUGUGUGAAGACGGGAUGUGAAGUAAAAUCUUAACACCAAUGUGAAGGUCUGAGCACAUCAUUUGGCAAUAAAGGGUUUCUCCUUAA
Molecule: messenger RNA, 1329 nt
Organism: Haliotis rubra (blacklip abalone)
Lineage: Eukaryota; Metazoa; Mollusca; Gastropoda; Lepetellida; Haliotidae
Exons: 5
Coding region: 351-1250 (299 amino acids)
Source: RefSeq, a predicted model, not a curated record